UCCAAAUAUCAUCAUAUCAUUUGUAGUGUAACAUAUUCAAAAAGAACUAAUAAUGGCUACAAUGAACUCAGGUGUAUUGGCAUGCAACUAUGCAGUGUCGGGUGGUAUUGGUUCCUUAAUGGAAUCCAACUUAAAACCAUCAUCAUCAUCUGCGACCGUCGGUAAUUACAAGUUACCGAUCAUCAAGGCUGCCAAACCGAGCGUCAGAUCCGAAGGCGAGUCACACGGCAGAAGAGCUGCUCUACUUUCCCUUGGGGCGGCACUCUUUGCCACAGCCACCUCAUCGGCUAAUGCUGGUGUCAUUGAUGAAUAUCUUGAAAAGUCCAAAGCUAACAAGGAAUUGAAUGACCAAAAGAGGUUGGCUACAAGUGGAGCAAACUUUGCAAGAGCAUACACGGUUCAGUUUGGAACAUGCACCUUCCCUUACAACUUCACUGGCUGCCAAGAUCUUGCUAAGCAAAAGAAAGUGCCGUUCAUAUCGGAUGAUAUAGAGUUGGAGUGCAAAGGGAAGGACAAGUUCAAGUGUGGUUCAAAUGUGUUCUGGAAAUGGUGAAUUAGUGAUGUAGUUUCAUUUGAUAAUUUCGUGUAAACCAUCUUUGUAUUUAUGUUUGAACAACCCAACUAUUUUGAAAUGUCUAUAUCGUAUUCUCGAUUCCAAUC
Messenger RNA from Erigeron canadensis, 660 nucleotides. Its product is annotated as photosystem I reaction center subunit N, chloroplastic. The coding region runs from base 53 to 553 and encodes 166 amino acids. The record is from RefSeq and is a predicted model, not a curated record. The transcript has 3 exons. Gene Ontology annotation, cellular component: chloroplast photosystem I. Gene Ontology annotation, biological process: photosynthesis. Lineage: Eukaryota; Viridiplantae; Streptophyta; Magnoliopsida; Asterales; Asteraceae.